Molecule: messenger RNA, 8855 nt
Organism: Musa acuminata AAA Group (dessert banana)
Lineage: Eukaryota; Viridiplantae; Streptophyta; Magnoliopsida; Zingiberales; Musaceae
Product: cell division cycle 20.2, cofactor of APC complex-like
Exons: 2
Coding region: 368-1048 (226 amino acids)
Biological process (GO): positive regulation of anaphase-promoting complex-dependent catabolic process; positive regulation of ubiquitin protein ligase activity; anaphase-promoting complex-dependent catabolic process
Cellular component (GO): anaphase-promoting complex
Molecular function (GO): protein binding; anaphase-promoting complex binding; ubiquitin ligase activator activity
Source: RefSeq, a predicted model, not a curated record
AUGCCGUUACCUUAUUAGUUAAACAUAGCGGGACGUUUCAACGUCAGUACACAUUGGUCGGUUGAAUAUAACGGCACGAUUUCACGAUAUAACACAAGGCUGGGUCGGUGGCGUCUAUAUAAGCCGAGACCACCCUGUUUCGCACCUCAUAACCUCUGUCUUCUCUCUCGCGCGCUCUCCUCUCGGCUCUCCUUUUGCUCUCUUGGCGAUCUCGUCUUUCUGCGAAGGUCGGAGCUGCUCUCCGACGAAAGGAGAAAGCUUCGAGCGAUCGUCGGCUGGGAGUGAGCGUCCUCUCCUCCGAUUUAGGGGAGAAUUUAGAUUCUUGUCGCGUGUGGAGUACGACCGCUUCAUCCCGUUCCGAUCGGCGAUGGACAUGGACUUCGCGCGCUGUGCUCUAACCAUGCCUUCCAGACCUCAGCGUGAUGGUUCGAUAGAAUCCCCAUCGAGUGUGGCGUACCAAAAACUUCUUGUUCAAUGUAUUUUGAAGAACAGAUCUCGCAUCUUCGCAUUCAAGAGUGCACCCGAAUCACCGGCCGACAAGGUGUCCCAAUUUGACGAGGACAAUCGACCGCACAAGAAGCAACAGAGGCGAAUCCCAAAAGAUGCAGAUAGGGUUUUGGCUGCUUAUGAUAUCUUAGAUGAUGAUAGGUUGAAUCUACUCGACUGGGGAAGCAAUAACGUGUUGGCGAUUGGCCUCAAUGACAAAGUGUGCCUAUGGAAUGCUGCGAAUAAGUCUAGUACGGAGUUUUCACGAGCCCUAGAAGACAACAGCCCUGUCACUAGCAUCAGCUGGUCCCCAGACGGCAAAGUUCUAGCUGUGGCAUUAGGCAAUUCAGAUUUACAUCUGGUUGAUGCAGCAACAAGACGUGUGUUGGUUGGGAUCCAAGGUGACAGCCACUCCUUUGUUUGUUCACUUGCGUGGAGAAGUAAUGCAAUCUUGACGACUGGGAGAUCCGAUGGUAGUAUUGUUGAUUAUGACAUUAGAAAAGAUGACCGGGCCAUCUGUGACUAUAGAGGGCAUCGACUAGAAGUUUGUAGUCUUAAAUGAUCCGAGUUGUUUGGGCAGUAUCUGGCAAGUGGAGGGAAGGACAAACUUGUGCACAUAUGGGACACCCGCAUGGCUGUUGCAAAUCACCAUCCGCGCCAACAUCAAUUGCUUCACAAGAUCAGCAACCACACUUCCACUGUGAGGGCCCUUGAUUGGUGCCCUACCAGGAGCAAUCUGCUGGCUUCUGGUGGAGGACGCAAUGAUCAUUGCAUUAAGUUUUGGAAUGCUGUUAAUGGUGUUUGCUUGAACUCGAUUGAUACCGGCUCUGAAGUUUGUGCGUUGUUGUGGGACAAGAACAAAUCUGAGUUGCUGACCUCCCAUGGGUUUCCAAACAAUCAACUCACCCUGUGGAAUUACAUAUCCAUGACGAGAAAAGCUGAGCUUUUUGGUCAUUCAUUUCGUGUUCUUUACUUGGCUGGGAACCCAUUGGGAGGUGUAGUAGCUUCUGCAGCAGAAGAUAAGACACUCAAGUUCUGGAAUGUCUUUGAGACUCCCAAACCACCAAAACCUAAAGCAAACACUGUGCCCUUUGCCCAAUUUAAUGUCAUAAGAUGAAAAUGCUGAUGGUUGGAAAAGACUACGAGAGUAAUACGGAAAACUUCUUUAGUGCUUGACAAGAAGAUCCAUUGUUGAUAGCGUUGCAUAGAGCAGUUUGUGGCAUCAAAGAGGCAACAUAUUUUCAUACAAGCAUCAUACAUUUAAGAUCUUCAGAUACGAGUGCAAGUGCCUAAGUUAAGUAAGACAUUUACAAUCAUACUUUAAUUUUUACAGCAUUUUAAUAGGUUUAUUAUACAACAAACCAAUGUGGUUGCAACUGCAAGUUUGAUUUUGGUAUCCAAUUUUUCUUUCAGCUUUGCAUAUAUCUUGGUAUAACCUUUACCAUAUUAAUGACACAUGCAAUCUAUAAGCACUACAUUAUUGUUGCUAUAUUUUAUGUGUUCUAGUUUUAAUAUUUUUAUCCAUGUUGCAUUAUUGUUGUGUGUUUUUAGGUGAUUUGUUAAUUCUUCCUUCUUUAAAUUUGAGAAUCUUCAUGUUGACUUCUCAAGUACUAGAUAAAAAUGCUGAUGGUUGGAAAAGAUUAUGAUAAUAAUACAGAAGACUUCUCUAGUGCUUAAGAAGAAAAUCCAUUGUUGGUAACAUUGCAUAGAGAAGUUUGUGGCAUCAAAGAGGCAACAUAUUUUUAUACAAGCAUUAUAUAUUUGUGAUCUUUAGAUAUGAGUGCAAGUGCCUAAGAUGAAAAAUUUAGAACCAUGCUUUAAUUUUUACAGCAUUUUAGGUCUAUUUACAAUGAGUCUAUGUGGAUGCAACUGCAAGUCUGAUUUUUGUAUCCAAUUUUUCUUUCAGCUUUGCACAUAUAUUUGCUAUAACCUUUGCCAUAUUGAUGAUACAUGCAAUCUAUAAUCACUACAUCAUUGUUGCUAUAUUUUAUGUGUCCUAGUUUUAAUAUUUUUAACCAUGUUACAUUUUACUGUUAUAGUUCUGUCUUUUUAUAUAAAUUGUUUCUUUUCCUUCUUUAAAUUUGAGAAUCUUCAUGUUGAUCUUAUUCUUUGUUUGUUUAUGCUAAUUAUGCAUAAUUAGACCAAUGAGGUAGCUGUUUAUAUAUUUUUUUUGUUUCUGCUGAGUUGAGGUUUCUUAUGAUUUUAAUGUAGCCUCCAGAAUUUUAGACUUUUCUUGCUGUUGAAAAAAUAGGUUAUAAAAUGUAUAAUUUUGAAUCUUAAAUGGUUUCAAUAUUUUACUAUAUAGUGAAUAACCUCCAAGUAAGAUAUAAGUUCAAGAGUGAAAUCCAAGCUUAAAAUAUUUUAAUUUUAAUAGGAUGUGUCAUAAUUUCUGUAGAAUGCAGUCAUCAGACCUAUAAGAACUGCAAACCAAAUUGAAUAUUUAAUAGUAAAGAGAUAUCAAACAAAUAAUUUUAUGUGUUUGUUAAAGAUGAGGCAUUAUGAUUCUGUUUAUUACGUUUUUUUUUCUAUGAUAUAAACAUAGGCUCAUGGCGUCCAUUAAUAGAUUGUCUUCUGCUAGUCUCAAGAUAGAGCCUGACAAAUGGAGUCAAAUAGGAUAUUACGCAAGUUCUAAAUUAUGAAAAUUAGCUUACUAUACCAACAGUUAACAAAUGCUUGAUUAUAGUGAUAGUGUCAUUCUGGUCCUUCUAGAUUAUAGUAAUUAAAAGAUCUUCAUUGAGUUUGAAGGUUCUAAUUUGUGAUUAUUUCGGUCUGCAGGAUUUUUCUUGCUGAUUAGCUGUUGCAUUGUAGCAGACUAGUAGCAAUCUUCAUGAGAUUGUUAGAGAAGCUUGCUAAGUUUCAUACAAAUGCUCACCAACUAAUGACAUGGUUAUUGUUUCAGUAUUUUGAAUUAUGCUGUUGUAGUCAUCUAUCACGAGUUUCAGCAUCCACGUGCUAUAGUUUGAAUCUGCUACUUGUGAGUAUAAAACUGACCUCUGAAUUGGUAUUUCUUCAUGCCACCUUCCCUAUUUAUUUAAGGAGAAUAAGCUUUCAGCCGCUGUUGUGAUUAUUGAUUUUAAUUCCUAAUAUCAUAUAUGUAAAAGGUUUAAAUUGAGAUGAUAAUUCCAGUUGAAACAUUUAAGUGAUUGUUUUUUUGAGUCAUUUAAUUGACAUGCUUAUUUUGGCCCAGUUGUGUGGUUUUGACCAUUCUAGUUAGUUUGGCUUGAAGAUUUUCAACCUAAAGAAGCUAAUCUCAGAUCUGAAAUCAAAAGUGGCUUCAGGUCCAGUAUUUCCUGUUUAAUUGAGCUCAAAUUGGUGCAUUAGUAAACUCCACAGUUCUUCCUAUCUGUCAUGUCUUUAUUGAUUAGGAAUUUUGCUACAUAGUUUACUUAAUGCUAACCAGAUUCAGUUUUUCUUUUAUAUCAAAUUUUGUGUUGUUCAUGAGUUGAUAUGCAACAUGAUGUGUACUUCUUUUGGUCAAAUUGGUAAUCAUAUCAGUGCAGGCCCCAUUUGUUUUCAGUUUUGUACAAUAGAUUUGCUAAACAUCUUUUGAUUACAAUCACCAUGAUGAUUAAGUAUCACAAAUCAAGCAUUUGUUAACUGUUUUAGAUUUGUGAUGCUUUAGAUUUUCCUAACAUCGCAGAUAAUUUCACCGGCAACAACUUUCUUAUAGACUGUCAUUUGUGAUGCUUUAGUCAUAAGGCUUAUCUUUCUUUUAUUUUAUGAUCAAGGCACAUUCUUUAUUUGUUCAUUAAGGGACAAAGAGAUCCGGAGCAUUGAUGCUUCACUUAUUAGAAUUUGAGAAUCAGGUUUGAGUAUCAUUUUUUGUUGAAGCUAUUAUAUUAGCCCUUUACUAGAGAAUAUCUCUAGUGGUUUUUCAAAUUUGAUUAUUGAAAAUUCUAGUUUUUUACUUGCUCUUCUGGCUUGUCUCUUAAUAUUCUGUAAUCUUGCUUGUGAAUUAUUAACAAUUACUAUACAGGAAUUGUGACUUAUGUUGGUCUUUCUGUUAAGAAAGAAAAAAGAAACAUUAUCUCACUCUUGAAUUGCAUCCUAGAUAUUCUUUUAUCACAGAUCAUUCAUGAAUAAUAUUUUUAGACACAUUUCAAUUUCUUUAGUCUUUGGUUUUUCUCUUUUAUUUGUGUGUUUUUCACUUUGUACUUUUCUGGCAAAAUAUAUUUCAAACUGAUAUUUAGAUCAUUUUGUCAUCAUUUUAAAACUAAAGAAUUUUCAUAUUAAGAAUAUAGGUUUGUCUAGAGGAAGCCUACCUUGUUGGAGUUGAAUGUAAAGGCACUGAAUAUAUAAUCCAUUUGCUGUUGAUGAAUCACUUGAAGAAUUUGCACAAUUAGCUCAUGUUGUUACACUUAUCGAAAGUAUGUUUCUAUUACCCCCAUUGAACAUGAUGCAGCGAAUAGUUCUAUGGUUGCUCUAAGUGUGGAUUUCUAGAGGUCUAGAAUCUAGGAGUAUAUUAUUGCUUUGGCUAUCAUUGAAUGAUGAAAUUCAGAAAAUAUAUCUUUCUAUCAUUAGUAAACUCUACAGAUCUUUCUUUGUUUCAUGUCCAUCCUUUUCUAGCUUUAUUGAAUAGGAAUUUUUCUACAUAAUUUUAUUUGAUGUUAACCAGAUUUAGUUUUUCUUUCAUAUCAAAUUUUGUGUUGUUCAUGCGUUGAUAUACAACGUGAUGUACUUCUUUAUGUCAACUUAGUAAUCAUAUCAGUGCAGGCCUCAUUUGUUUUUAGUUUUGUACAAUAGAUUUACCUAACAUCUUUUGAUUAUAAUCACCAUGAUGAUUAAGUUAGCAAAUUGCUUCAUGGUUCAUGCUACACAAAUAAUUUCACCGGACUGCCAUUUGUGAUGCUUUACUCAUAUGUUGAGGUUUAUCUUUCUUUUAUUUUAUGAUCAAGGCACAUUCUUUAUUUGUUCAUUCAGGGACAAAGAUAUCUAGAGCAAAGAUGCUUCACUUAUAGAAUUUGAGAAUCAGGUUUGAGUAUCUUUUUUUGUUGAAGCUAUUAUAUUACCUUGAUUAGAGAAUAUCUCUAGUGGGUUCUCAAAUUUGAUUAUUGAAAAGUCAUUAGUUAUUUACUUGCUCUUCUGGCUUGCCUCUUAACAUUCUGUAACCUUACUUGUGAAUUAUUGACAAUUACUAUAUAGGAAUUGUGACUUCUGUUAGUCUUUCUAUUAAGAAAGAAAAAAAGACAUUAUCUUACUCUUGAAUUGCAUCCUAGAUAUUCUUUUAUCACAGAUCAUUUAUGAAUAAUAUUUUUAGACACAUUUUAAUUCCUUUAGCCUUUGUUUUUUCUCUUUUAUUUGUGUCUUUUUCAAUUUGCACAUUUCUGGCAAAAUAUAUUACAAACUGAUAUUUAGCUCAUUUUUUCAUCAUUUUAAAAAUAAAGAAUUAUCAUAUUAAGAAUAUAGGUUUGUCAAGAGGAAGCCUACCUUGUUGGAGUUGAAUGUAAAGGCACUGAAUUAUCAACAUCAUCUUUUGCUGUUGAUGAAUCACUUGAAGAAUUUGCAUAAUUAGCUCAUGCUGCUACACUUGCCAAAAGUAUGUUUCUAUUUCCCUCAUUGAUCAUGAUGCAGCAAAUAGUUCUAUGGUUGCUCUAAUUAUGCAUUUUUAGAGGUCUAGAAUCUAGGAGUAUAUUAUUGCUUUGGCUAUGUCAUUGAAUGAUGAAAUUCAGAAAAUAUAUCUUUCUGAGGCAUCUUUCUGACUUGAACUUCAUUCUUUAAUAUUAUAUAGGAAAUAUUUGAUUGAUGUUGCUUAUCUAGUCCUACAUGACAUGUCAUAUUUAGUAAUUUGUGCAUCUCUUUGUAUAUGUCUCCUUCAAUAUUCAUAAAAGUCAUCCAGUGUUGUCAACAACACUAACAGGUGAAGACAUCAUGGGUAGCUAUUGCCACCCAUUGAGAUGUUGUAUGAUUGGUUAUAUUUAUUGGGGUUGUAUAAUGUUGAGUUUUUCAAUGGUUGUGAUUUAAUUUCAAAUAGUCACAAUCGUAGUUGCUUUCUAUCUGACUGAAUAAGCUUUGGUGUUGACGGGUUCUUUGGUUACGUUAAUGUCUCUUGAAGCUAGGGAAUUGGGUUAGAGAAAUUAAAAAAAAAAAUCAGAGAAUCUCUAAAAGUCAAAAAUUAUGAAAGCAAAUGUAAUUUUCAAAUUUUUUUUAUGGCCUUAAAUAGAAAUAUUAAAUGCAAAGCUACCUUUUUUGUGACAUUGGAGUUCUCUCUUGGUGGUUGUUAUUCGUCAUAUUCUUGAGAAGGAUUACUGACCAUAUGACACUCCUAUAAUAUGGGCUAUUUGCUUUCUCCUUUUCAAAAUUUAUAUGGAAUAGUACAACUAAAAUUUAAUGAUAUAUAAACUCUUUUAAAUCUUAAUUUUUUUCUAAUUAAGUGUGUUUGUUCUGGCGAAAUUAGGGAGUAACUUAUCGACCAGAUGACACUCCUAUAAUAUGGGUUGUUCCAUUCUCCUUUCCAAAAUCACUGUGGAAUAGUAUAACCAAAAUUUAAUGAUCUAUAAGCUCUCCUUAACCUUGGGUUUUUACCAAUUGAGUGUGUUUGUUCUGAUGAAAUUAGGGAGUAACUUAUUAAUGGUUUUACUCUAUUCAUUUCUUGGGUAACCACAAUUGCGAUAUGUAGAAUGAAUUUUCUUCGUUGUCAGGUCUUAUGUUGUCUAGUUUGAACUUACAGUAGCGUUUCUAGAGUGUUUGUAAUCAAGAUUUUAGUUAUGCUAACUGAUCCAAAGUUUUGUUUAGGCUUGCUUAUUGAAAUCAAAGGGUUUAUAUUGGCUCUAGAAAGGGUGAUGAAGUCAAGUGUGCAAUCCAAGCCCUUGAUAUUGAAUGUGUAAUUUUAUCAGGAAGAAGUUCUUAUGCAUUUAUGAUAUAAUUAUUUAGUCAUUAAAGCUCUCUAAUGUUGUAUUUUAUAUUGCUUACUAUGCUUUAACUAAAAUGACUUUACUCACAACAAUAUGAACUAAAAUGACAUUACUAAGGGUGAUGAAGGGAGGAGGAAAGAGGAAGAAAAACAGAGGUAGAAGGAGGCUAUGGUGGAAGAGGAGGAAAAGAAGAUGAGAACACUUGGUGGUGGUUGCACAAAGAGCAAAACAGGCUUGUGAGGAGACACAAACCUCAGAAGGAGAACCAGUUCAAGUAAUUUUAAAAGAAAAAAUGAUUUGAUUCGGGUCUUCGAAAAGGGAAAACGGGCCUAGCAUUUUUUUUACAAAAAAGGAAAAAAACCAUACCAUAUAGCCUGAAAUGAGGCAGUCCACGUCUUAAAUCAUGCCCGGACAGUCAUUAUGAAUCAAACUGAUUAAAAUUUAAAUCCAUGAAAAUUGUGUUGUGUCUCGGUUUCUGAUGUAAUGCAUUACUUUCUGAGUUAUGUUCUGCCAUUUGGUAAAAAGUGGGAAAGAUAAGUUAAUUUCUGCCAUUUAAAUACAUUUUAUAAAUGUAUUGAAAUCUAUUUGCUCACCAUUUUAGAGAAAGAGUAAUGCAUAGUUGGUAGAAAAUUUUUGCCAAGAUUUCUUUAAGUCAAGUACAUCUCAACUAAGACCUAUUUUUAUGAUGUUUGAUAAUAUCUAUCAUUUGUUGUCUAUAUCUAAUUAUCUUAAACUUUCAUUCAGAUUUGUCGAUGAUAUUUCUUUAAUGUCGCAAACGAUAGAAAACUUCACAAGCAUGGAUAGUUUUAGUAUCUGAAUAGUGUAAGUUACAAAAACUCCGAUGCAGUAUAUUCAAAUAGUUUCCUUGUCUUUUAAUUGUCUUUUGCAUGGAUUUAAACAGUGUGCUUCCGCUACAGUCCUUCGUCUAUAGAUUGGUUUCAGACCAUAUGGUUCGACGCUAGUUUGUUUUGUUUUUUCUAUUAUCUUUUCAGGUGAUAUCAGGUAUGACCCAAUAUAUUAGUACCAUGCUGGUCUCAUAGAAUAUUGAAACUGAUAUUAGAGUGAGAUUGUAGACCUUGUUGUGUUUAUUUAUUUUAUUUCAGGAGUAAUUCUGAUGCAUCUUUGAUUUGAAUUAACCUUAUUUCAAGUAAUGUAUGGAAUCUUGAUUCUAGAUGAUUGUGUAACUUAGAGAAGGCACUUGGUGGGGAUGUUAGGAUGUAUGAUGGAACUGCUCUCAUUGUCAGUAUCUUCAACCAAAAGGGUGCAAAAUUCAUGAAGCAGCCUUACAAGCAAGUGCCCACUAGGCUUUUUCAAUUUUAGCUAUUUUAGAUUUCAUGAGAACCAAUUUCAUGUCACUAAACAUGCAUUUGUGAUUCAUUUUUAGUUUUUGACUUCCUUGCAUUAGAUGUUAUUGUUGCUUGUUUCAUUAUACCUUAGCAACCUAAAAGUUAGGGAUGCAAUCCUAGAAACACAUUAUAUGUAAUCCAAGUUACAAAUAUUGUAUAUAUUAUUGCAGAA